Messenger RNA from Sinocyclocheilus rhinocerous, 2454 nucleotides. Its product is annotated as synaptotagmin-like protein 5. Gene Ontology annotation, cellular component: exocytic vesicle; plasma membrane. Gene Ontology annotation, biological process: exocytosis; intracellular protein transport. The coding region runs from base 373 to 2445 and encodes 690 amino acids. Gene Ontology annotation, molecular function: neurexin family protein binding; small GTPase binding; phospholipid binding. The transcript has 17 exons. Lineage: Eukaryota; Metazoa; Chordata; Actinopteri; Cypriniformes; Cyprinidae. The record is from RefSeq and is a predicted model, not a curated record.
GUGAGAGCGUGGGGGGGUUUGCCUCGCGCUCGGGCUGCAAUGAACACGGCGAUACAAAGCUGCUCUUGACCAUGUAACAGGAUUGCAGUUCACGGGAUAUUCACGAGCGAACGCUGCGGCAGGCAUUCAGCAGGUGAAAAGGUUAACAAUGCACUGACCAAUAGGAUCACAAGACCUGCCACAAUUGUCAAGAGAUGAAUGAUAUUGUCUAAAGGUCCGGGCAGAUGACCUUUAUGGGGAUGUGAAGAUGAACUGAAGCAAUCCUUCAUUCUGACUGAGGAUUCCAGCUGCAUUCAUGAAGCAUAAUUGUUAGUGGUUUGUGGCCAGUUUGAUUGGCUGAGUCUUCCUGGUGCUCUGUGAGCAGUUCUUUAAAUGGUCAUGGCAAAGACAACCGAUUCCCUUAAUCUGUCCUUCCUCCUGGAGCACGAAAGGCAGAUGAUCCUGAGUGUUCUCCAGAAAGACGAGAAACUCCGCAAACGAGAGGAGAAACGCAUCAGGAAACUGAAAAAUGAGCUUCUGGAACUGAAGCGAGCCGGGCGGCGUAGUUCAGCGGAUCAGCGUGAGUGUGCUGUAUGUCUGCGUGCUCUGGGUCUCAUCCUGCAGAGGGGUAAUGUGUGCACCAACUGUCAUCGGCGCAUCUGCAACUUCUGCACUGCUACGCCUCCAGACAGCAACUGCAAAUGCACCGUGUGUGCGAAGACUGCGGAGCUGAAGGUGGUUACAGGAGAAUGGUUUCUGGAAGAGAGAUCCAAGAGGUACCAACAUGCCAUCAUUGCCAGCAGUGAUGUAGUCAAACAGUCAAUCAUCAGCAGUCCUCCAGAUGGAGGCUCUGCUCACAGAUCAUCAGAGAUGGAGAGAUCAUCCACGCCACAGUCUGAGAGAUCAGCUACGCCCCAAUCCCAGAAAAGCACAGGGAAGAACAGGAAAGGGAAGAGAGCGGUUGCAGUGGAAUCGUCAGGGUUACCAACAGUACCCAAUAACAUGAGAGCACAAAUGGUGAAAACACCAAACCAGACGGAGACGAGAAACAAGCCGGAUGGGGCAGAGAGCGUGUCUAGUAUACAAAGCAGUGACAGCGUUCCUGAAAAGAUGGCGGAUGGGCGGAGACAAAUGGAUUCUAGCACACCCUCUAUUGCCGUAUCCAGAGCCUCCCUCUCAUCAGAUCGCAGUCGCUCUGAGGUGGACCUCAGUAAUCCUGGUGAGGGGUUCAGUGAAGACCCUCUGAUUAGUCGAUGCCGCUCAGUUCCAGGCCUGAACGAUGUGGACUCGGAUGAGGACAUCGAUGCGGUGUUAUCAGCACACUAUAAAACCAACCGGAGCGUCUGCAGCGCGCAAUCAGUGUCUUCCACACCUGCCUCGGAGAGAAAGUGGGGUUUCCUUAAUGUACCUGACUCAGAUGCUGACACUACCAGCAUCAACAGUAUGAUGAGCGUGUACAGUGAGACGGGGGACUAUGGCAACGUGCGGGUUUCCGGGGAGAUCCUGCUCAACAUCUCUUACAGCUAUAAAACAGGGGCACUCAACGUGCUCGUCCGCGAGUGCCGCUGCCUAGCAACCGGGGAUGAGAGGAGACAGCGCACGGAUGCCUAUGUUAAAACAUAUCUCCUGCCAGACAAGUCCCGUCAAAGCAAGAGGAAAACCAGCAUCAAAAGCAACACCACUAACCCAGUGUUCAAUGAAAACCUGAGGUACGUGGUCAGUUACUCUCAGCUGGAGAUGCGCACACUGCAGGUUUCAGUGUGGCAUCAUGAUCGUUUUGGACACAACAACUUCCUGGGGGAGACGGAGCUGACCUUUGACUCCUGGGAGUUUGAAACGCAGAUAGAGGAGUGGUUCGCUCUACAGCCCAGGAGUGAGUCUUAUGUGGACUCAGUGAUGCACUACAAAGGAGAACUGACGGUGGUUUUGAAGUACAUUCCUGCAGAGAGAAAUGUCUCCCUGCCUCUGGACCAAGUGCAAGUGAAAAAAGGAUUUCUAAAAGGAAAGAAGAAGAACAUCACUCUUCCUAAAGGAGGAAUGGUGGAGCUGCUGGUUAAGGAGGCAAAAAACCUGACAGCCGUCAAAGGAGGGUCCUCUGACCCGUUUGUUAAAGGAUACCUGCUGCCUGAUGACAAGAAAAGCACAAAGCACAAGACCGCCGUGGUGAAGCGCACCGUAAAUCCACGCUGGAAUCACACCUUCACAUACUGCGGCCUGCAGCACAGCGAUCUGGACAACGUGUGUCUGGAGCUGACAGUGUGGGACAGAGAGCCCUUCGCCAGUAACGUCUUCCUGGGUGGUGUGCGGCUCGGGGCAGGGACAGGUCUGAGUUAUGGGAAGGAAGUAGAUUGGAACGAUGCCUACGGGGAAGAGCAGCGGCUAUGGCAACGCAUGAUUGACAACCCUGAGGUCCCGCAAGAGUGCACCCUGAUGCUGCGAUCCAGCAUGGCCAAGAGGAAGACAUAGAGAGAAAGA